AUGGAACAGAACAGUGCUAGUACAUUCUACCACAAAACAACCCUAUGGAAAAGCCGCUUAAAACAAGAUUUUACUGCCAUACAGGUGGACGACCCCUUUAAUCAGAAUAUCCCAGAUACCCCACCACAGGAAGCUGUUGUGACAAAACGAAUAGUUCAAAGGUCACCAGCACAGAAUGGAAAUGGAAACAAUAGAAGACUUGAUGACCUUGUUUCUAGACAGGACCAGCUGUUGAGUCAUCAGAUGCAGGUAUCAGCACGCCAGAAUGAGAUCGCUGAUCAUCUUAAAAGCCAGAAUGACGCCCUUAACCAGGCACUUCUAAAACAGAUCCUCAGUAACAAGGAUAACAUGAUGGCCAAUCUAAGUCAUCAACAGGCAGCAGAAUGGGAUGAUCACACCAGGGACCUUUUACAACAACAUGUGAAAUACAUGGUGGCUAUCAUACAAAGGCUGAACACGGAUAUAGAGGGUAUACUGGCAGAGCUACAUGGUCGAGACAUUGCUGUUAUGGGAACAAACCAGGCAGUGAACAAACUGGAAGUGCAUCAUGUGACCAUGUUACAAGAUUUACGAGGUCGUAUCGUCAGGUGUGACAACGCCAUCGGUAAACACACCAAAGAUAUUAUCUAUCUCAUGGACGAGAUACGUCGCCUAGAGAUGGCGCUGCAAAAUAGCCGUGAAAAACUUUCUGGAGAUAUUCAUCGUCUUGAGGCAGAAGUGAUUUCAAUGACUGGAGAAUUAGAACGACAGACCACAUCUCAACGUUCUGAGUUAACCCAUCUCCGUAGCGACGCUCUUCAUAGAAUUAACAUGCUAGAAGACAAACAGAGAGAGAACAUGGCCGAGUUUAGAGAUGCCCUGGAUGGAAACAAGUCAAACAUUGAUCACUACCUAGAACGUAUGGAAGCCAAGUUUAAAGCCAUGAUUGACAAGGCCACUGCUGGAUGGGGUGAUCUUAUGAGUCAGGUAGACCGUCAAGUAGAGCAGUAUAUGAUGUCGAUAUUGUCACGUCUGAACAAACUAGAGGAGCAGAUGUCACACGACAAAAAUAGAUAUAAGGAUAUACAACAUAAUAUUGAAAACCAAGUAAUGGCCACACUUCAAGAUUCCUUACAAUACAACGACGCUGAAUUAUCUCGUGCUAAAAUGGAGUUCAGAAAGGGAUUCACUGAGUUACAAGAGAGCCUCUCAAAUAUGAAGGGUGUAGUGGAGGGGCGAAGAAAACUUAUGGGAAACCAAAUGAGCAAAGAAAUUGGACAAGUAAAGAAAGCAUUAUUUAUGGAGAUGCCUCAACACCAGAAAGAAGGAAACACGUUUAUUUUUAGAAACAUAGACAGAUCUAAUGAAUGGUAGUUACACAUUAUAGGAUGUUGAAUGUUAUGUGGUGAAAAUUGAAGAUGAAUUCCAAUGAGGAUUUUUAAGAUUCUUUCACUCAGUUGAAUUUUUUUUUUAAAUGCAUAAAACUGACAUUCUUUUACAAUACCAGUAUUGAUGAGUAAAGCAUAAUUAUGCGAAAAAUCUGUGAUAAUGUUUUAGUCAGUGAAAAAAAAAACAACUUUAUGCAUGUAGCAAACAUUUUCUUUUUUCUUCUUCAAAAUUAGAUUUUCUAGGAGAUUGAAAGACAAUUAAAUAUUUAUUGACUCUAUAAGCUGCCUAGAUUCUGUAAAAUUAUUAUGAACUACAUUCAGGAUUCAAGAUAUAACAUGAACAUGUUCUAUGAACCCUUCGUCUUAAAAUACAUGUACCAUAAAUUUACAGUCUAUACAUUAUACAGAACAAAGUACAUGAACCAUUUAUAAUGAUUUGUGACAGAUCUCACGAUCUAAGUACAAACUUUAUAUUAUGCAUAUGCAGUACAUGUAGAUGACAUAAAUGUAAUUUAUUCAUUACUUUUUUUUUAUAUUUCAAUAAAGACAUUUACAAUACAAAUAUACAAUCAUGAUCACUAUUUAUUAUUAAAUGUAAUAUUUUUAUUAAAUGUAAUAUUUAUAUAAAAAAAAAGGUCAUUUAUCGUUAAGGAAAAUAAUCAAAGGUGAAGUGAAUACAUUGUAUUUCUAUGUCUUAUUCCUACAUUACUAGUGUCUAGAAGAAAUUGAUAUUUCCAAUUAAUGAUUCAUUAAGACUCUUCACAUGCGGGCAGUAACUGAUUUUACCCAUGCAACCAGUGCAGACAAAGAUUAGUCUGAAUAUAUAUGUUGUCUGAUCAUGUGGUUUUCCCUGUUUUGAAAUUUUCCCUAAAACUGAAGCCUGGUUUAAGAUAAAGAUUGUGAUGUCACAAAUAUCAUCAAACUGAAUAGAAUAUCAAAU
Molecule: messenger RNA, 2307 nt
Organism: Ruditapes philippinarum (Manila clam)
Lineage: Eukaryota; Metazoa; Mollusca; Bivalvia; Venerida; Veneridae
Product: protein FAM81A-like
Exons: 8
Coding region: 1-1353 (450 amino acids)
Source: RefSeq, a predicted model, not a curated record